GCGAAAGAGAAGUGGAGCGGAGACGGUCGAGGGCUGAAACACCAGCAGGCGACCGGGCGAUUGGAGCGCCUGGGGGGGUUGGGGGCGAACCCCCACCUCCACCCGAUUCUUCUGCGCGCCCGGGGAGCGCAGUGGAGGGGCCCCUGCGUGCCAACCGCCCCCAUGGGCACGGAGGCCGGGUGGUGCCUGCUGCUCUGCCUGGCUCUCUGGGGAGAGGCGGUGCCCACAGACAGGCUGUGGCGCCCGGUGGAUGUGAUCUUCGAUUGUCUCCUGGCCAAGGAAGGCGGGCCGAGAGCAGGUUUCACUAGCAGUGAGGACAGGGCGAAGGCCGUGCUGGUGCUCAGACAGGUGCCCGUGCUGGACGAUGGCUCCCUGGAGGGCUUCACCGACUUCCAGGGGGACCAACUAUCCAAGGAUGACCCACCUGUCACCUUUGAGGCCUCAGUGGACCUCGUCCAAAUCCCCCAGGCCGGGGACCUCCUCCACGCAGAGUGCAACGAGAAGCAGGUGACCUGUGAGUUCUCGCGCUACUUUCUCCAGGCGGGGCCGGAGACCGCAGUGGACACAGCAGCCUACUUCCUGGCCAGCGUGCAGGUGUCCGAGGGCGGUCCAAGCAUCUCCAUGGUGAUGAGGACGCUCGGGGAGGUGGACAAAGGGAACGCCUGGCAUCCCACGCUAAACCUGCCCCUGAGUCCUCAGGGUACUGUGAAGACUGCAGUGCAAUUCCAGAUAACCACCCAGACCCCCACCCUGACUUCUCCGCUGGGGUCCUCGGUCUCCCUGCACUGCGGCUUCUCCAAGGCACCAGACCAGGCCCUGCUCAGCGUAGAGUGGCGGCUGCAGCAUCAGGGCCACGGGCGGCUGGUGUACCGCUGGAUCCGGGGACAGAGGCGGGUAGAGCGGCCGGGUGCUACCCUGGAGCCGGAGCCACUGCUGGAAGCGGGCGACGCCUCCCUCAGCCUCCCCGACCUCGUCGUGGGGGACGAGGGCACCUACAUCUGCCAGGUCACCACCUCCCAGUAUCAAGCCCAGCAGAUCGCCCAGCUGCACAUCCGAGCAUCCCCCAAAGUCCGACUGAACCAAGAAACUAAAAGCCUGCCUCCCACUCUCACCUGCCACGUCACUGGCUACUACCCUCUGGACGUGGCCAUCACCUGGACGCGAGAGGAGCCGGGCAGCCCCCCGGCCCCUGUCCCUGAGGCCUCCUUCUCCAGUCUACGGCAAAGUGCGGCCGGGACCUACAGCAUCUCCUCCUCCCUCACUGCUGACCCCGGGCCAGCGGGUGCCAUGUACACCUGCCAGGUCACCCACGUGUCCUUGGAGGAGCCUCUGCGAGCCAGCACCUGGGUUGCCCCACCAGAGCAGAGAACCAUCUUCGGCGCCCUCUUCGCCAGCUGCCUCUUCGUCCUCACCCUGUGGCUCCUGGUGCUUCAGAGGCGGCAAGCGACCUCCCCGAGGUCUGCCAAGACGCUGAGGGCCUCCGGGUAACCCGUCUCCUGCCGUGGCGUGGGAUGGAGGCAUCACGGAAGGGCCCCGACGCCCCUUCGAGCGCCCCCAUCCCCCUGGCCCUUGAGAUGGUAGCAGGAAGGCGCAGUUCUCGGCACUGAGUCCAUCUUGCUCUGCAUCCUGGAGGAUG
Messenger RNA from Sorex fumeus (smoky shrew), 1636 nucleotides. It is a transcript of the gene TAPBPL, whose product is annotated as TAP binding protein like. The transcript has 7 exons. NCBI's taxonomy places the organism in Eukaryota, Metazoa, Chordata, Mammalia, Eulipotyphla, Soricidae. Bases 163 to 1488 code for a protein of 441 amino acids. The record is from RefSeq and is a predicted model, not a curated record.